AUGGAAAAAAAUAAUAAUAAUAAUAGUUUUAUAUAUUAUGCUCGUGAACAUUCAUUGUUACUGCCAGGCGGUGUUCAAGCUGGUCUACUACUAUUGAAACCGAUCAACGUACCAGAAGGAAAACCAUUUUACGGUAAUAGAAAAACUACUUUUACAUCGGGAGAUUCACAAGUAUCCGGUUUAAGAGUACAAAGGAACGUUCGAUACUAA
Molecule: messenger RNA, 210 nt
Organism: Pediculus humanus corporis (human body louse)
Lineage: Eukaryota; Metazoa; Arthropoda; Insecta; Psocodea; Pediculidae
Exons: 2
Coding region: 1-210 (69 amino acids)
Source: RefSeq, a predicted model, not a curated record